Molecule: messenger RNA, 867 nt
Organism: Caenorhabditis bovis
Lineage: Eukaryota; Metazoa; Nematoda; Chromadorea; Rhabditida; Rhabditidae
Source: the annotation of a GenBank genome assembly
AUGACAAAGUCUGCAAACACAAAAAAUCCAUUAAGCCCGCGAGGUUCGAAUGGGACGAAGCCACUAACUUCUCGAUCUCGACCGUACCCUAUUACCAUAAAGAUAAAGACGACUUUCGCAUUUCCACCACCUCCGCCACCAGCAGUUCGCAGAAAUCCGUUGCACCAUUUGAAUUGCACUGGUGACGAUUCGAUGCGUGGCGAAAAACAAUCUGAUGAUAAUGUGAGAGCUUCGUCGUUGCCACCACCACCACCACCACAAAGAUCAUCGGCAGACUUUGCUUCUCCCUUCAACAUGAGAUGCUUAUCGGCUCCUCUACCGCCGCCGGCAAAUCCGAAAAUAUCCAUGAUUUCGCCAUUGGCACUGAGAGCGUGGGAAAUACUCCCACAGCUUCGACCUCAAGAUUGUCCAAGUGUAUCCAUGAAAAGGCAGAAUUCGGGACCACCGCAUUCGCCACCACCCAAGAGACAAGAGUAUCCAAAAAGGGAAAUAACUGCUCUUCGUCCAGCUUUUCCUAAUCAAUCGGAUCACAGCAACGUAUCCAUGAAAAGGCAGAAUUCGGGACCACCGCCUUCGCCACCACCCAAGAGACAAGAGUAUCCAAGAAAGGAAAUGACGGCUCUUCGUCCAGCUUUACUAAAUCAAUCGGAUCAUUACAACAAAAGACCGCCUUCGCGUCCUUCAAGGGAAAACUAUUAUCCGAAGAAAGAAGUAGCUGCUCCAAGAAACCCAGUUACUCCCAAAGAAGCUAAGAUUGCAAUGAAACCAAAAACCCCACCGCCACCGCCUCCACCACUCCGCCCGGCAGCAUCUAGGGCUUUGUUCACGGCAGCCAUGGUUGAGGCGUUCAAACCUGGGACAUUGUGA